Messenger RNA from Oreochromis aureus, 1645 nucleotides. RefSeq lists its product as uncharacterized. Bases 45 to 1010 code for a protein of 321 amino acids. The record is from RefSeq and is a predicted model, not a curated record. The transcript has 7 exons. NCBI's taxonomy places the organism in Eukaryota, Metazoa, Chordata, Actinopteri, Cichliformes, Cichlidae.
ACAGACAAGAAGAGGAAACAGACGUCGUUCCUCUCCCCACAGCGAUGGUUGGUGGUCGACUCUGUUAUCGUAGCUUCGUACACAUCAUUGUGCUGCUGCUCUGGGUCUGCCUCCAUUAUGUGGAGGCUUCCAGUGGAAAACAUGUCAUUCAUAAAAAAGUUGGAGAUACUGUGGAGCUUUCAUCAGGCUUACCAACUGAAGGUGUGACCGUGGCAACGUGGAGAUAUGGAGGAAUAAAUGUUGCAGACAAAGAUGUGGGUGUUUUUGAAAAAUCUCCAUUUAAGGACAGAUCAGAGCUGAACCUCACAGACUUUACUUUAACAGUGAGAAAACUGACUCUUCAAGAUUCUGGUGAUUUCAUGUUUAUCUCAGGCUUGAAUAACAAGCAAAGGCCUUCAGUCACCAUCACUCUGCAAGUUCAUGAGCCCAUAACUAAACAGCCUGUCAUAAAAAUCAAUUCUACCUGGAUUUCCUCAAAUGAAUCAUGUAAAGUUCUGCUGGAGUGCAGCGCAACUGGUGAUGUCAGCUACAAGUGGACUGUAGGAAAACAAACACUUACUGGUCCCAGGCAACAAUACAUCAUCAGGGAGCAGGAUGGAGAGACCAAUGUCACCUGCACAGUUUCCAAUCAUGUCAGUGAGAAGUCUGCAUUUCAAACAGUGACGUGCAGCAAAGGUACACAACAAGAAACAGAAAACCACUUAAUCCUUUUUGUGAGUGUAGCUGGUGGAUGUCUGGUGCUUGUCAUUAUAAUCAGUAUAAUCGUAGGAGUUUGUUGCUGCAAAAGAAGACAUGUUGGAAGUGACACAAAUGACCUCACUGUGUAUGCUGAUAUUGGUGAGCUUACAAACGAAGAUGGGACUUCAUCUACCAUGCAGCCUUGCUCGGUGUAUGAAACCAUUGAUAACAGAGCCACUUCACUUAAACCUGGGCCUCAGACUGUCUAUGACAAGAUCCAGCUUAAUCGUGUGAGGAAGCCUUCAGUGUCACCCUACCAAGACAUUUCAUAGAUGAUGUACAGCUUUGUAUAAUUUUUGUCUGUUUGUUCAUUUCUUAUGUAAACAUAAAAAAUGUGGACUAUAACAUUUUUUAUAAAAACAGUUACAAUAUGGACAGCCUAAGAAAAUACAAAGCUAGUAUCGUAAUGAACAAAGCAACAUGUUUACUAUAUUUAUAUUUACUAUACUAUAUUUACUAUUUUUUUGUUAAUGUUGUAAGAUAAAUGUAAAUAUUUUGUAAAUACAGAGUAUUGUGAGGUUUUUUUCUUCUAAUGGCAUUAAUGUGACUGAAUUUUUUUAUUAGUAAUUUUUAAUUAAUAAUUAGUUCUAGCAAUAAAUUUCACACCAAUACAUUGCUGUAAACCUUUCUGUGCACACAGGGUUGAAUCUCCUUCAUAGCACAGCCCAUAAUUCUGCUGCCUGACCAAACCUCCCUGACUAGCAAUAUUAUCUGUUGUACCCUGUUAGUGUUAUUCCCCAUAUGUCACUCUGGCUGAUCCAAUUUAGCAUAAGCGUCAACUUUGUAGUGAUGUGGAGCGGAACGCAUACAAGCAUUUGAUGAAAUUACACACACCUCUAUUUUGCAGAAUUGAUAAAUUCAUUGAAAAAUGAAUAAAGUAAUAUAACCGGAAGAAGUAAUGUGUUGU